AUGGCUUCAAUCGAGACGCGAGGGCCACUUAUUGGAGGCGUAACGUGGUUUCUCUGCCUCUUCUGUGGAGCAUUUCUGGCCUUGCGUGUCUACGCAAAGCUCAGCCGACACCAAAGGCUAUGGUGGGACGACUGGAUAUUGCUAUUUUCCUGGACAUGUCUCUUUGCCGAGUCCGUUAUCACGCAGAUGGGUAUCAAUAUCGGCUUCGGUCGCCACUUUUACGACAUCGAACCAUCAAACUUGAUGACCAUAGCGAUGUACACGUCGAUAGGCGCGUCCAUCUCUUGUUUCGCCUCCACGGGCAGCAAGGUGGGGUUCGGUGUCACGCUGCUACGACUUACGAGCGACUGGUACAGGGUCUUUGUUUGGUUCGCUGUGGUUACGUUGUCCAUGAUAAUGCUACCUAGCGCGACCCUCACCUGGCUCAAGUGUACCCCCGUGCAAAAGAAUUUCAACAGUCAGAUGGAGGGUACUUGCUGGGAUAAAGCAAUAACGCUCAACUACGGCAUCUUCAACGCGGCCUGGUGUGCCGCAAUGGACUUUUUUUUGGCCAUGAUUCCCUGGAAACUGAUUUGGGGUCUUCGUAUGCGGAGACAUGAGAAACUUGGAAUCUGCAUCGCAAUGAGUCUUGGAUGGCUGUCGGGGGUUUGCGCGAUCAUCAAAGGCGUAUAUCUUGUCCAACUGGAAGAGGGUGACUUUUUCUUCAACGGAAAAGACGUGACCAUAUGGACCGCCGUAGAGACCGCUACUGCGAUAAUAGCCGGGUCGAUCCCGGUGUUGCGUGUAUUUGCCAGAGAGAAGGCUUCUACACAUGGGUACAACAGCAACAAGCACGAAAACUCACAUAACAUGGAGCUGAACAGUUAUCACGGUACUGUCAAGUCACCUACUGUUCGAGACACACCAGAGCUACAAUUAGUUACAAACAACAGCCUACCCGGCGAUGAAGAAAUAAAAGGGGGAAUACUACAGCAGACAAACGAACCAAAGACCCAGCAAAGUCGCACAGUUGUCACGGAAUAUGUGGACAUUGAAGCACAGAACAGGAAUGUAUCAAAUGGAAACUGA
This is a messenger RNA of Colletotrichum truncatum, 1068 nucleotides long. RefSeq lists its product as uncharacterized. Lineage: Eukaryota; Fungi; Ascomycota; Sordariomycetes; Glomerellales; Glomerellaceae. The record is from RefSeq and is a predicted model, not a curated record.